Danaus plexippus (monarch butterfly) is the source of this 2304-nucleotide messenger RNA. RefSeq lists its product as uncharacterized. Lineage: Eukaryota; Metazoa; Arthropoda; Insecta; Lepidoptera; Nymphalidae. The coding region runs from base 354 to 2291 and encodes 645 amino acids. The transcript has 12 exons. The record is from RefSeq and is a predicted model, not a curated record.
UGUACUAAACUCGCAAAAGGAAAUUGUGCUCAUGUUUAAACAAAGAAUGAGUUAUGAAUACGUUUGGCUUCUAUGUAUUAAAAUUAGAUUUGUUUUUGCAAAAUUCCUUUAUAAUACACGACUUUGUUGAACGGACAUUUUAGCGAACAACACAACUGGUUCGGUAUAACAAAGUAAUUUUAAAGUCAAGUUUUCAUCAGAGCAAGAAAAUAAAGUUUUUUAUGUCAAACGUCACCUGUAUGAACUUAAAAAUUACAGUUAUUUUUCUUUAGUACAUCGCCAAUGUCAAAUAUCUGACGAAAACUCAUAUUUGUAAAGUAUCUAACAUUUAUUUUAUACAUAAUCAUUUUCGUAUGGAGACCGCAGAUCCAGAGUUCCGUAUUUUAGCCCCACAAAUCAUUUGCCCCAACCAUGACAACAUUCCCAGCGUCAAACAUGAUUUCUCUGUUAUAACAAUACAGCCGAAAUCUGUUUCCGAUUUCCAAUUAUCUUGGAUUGUACGUUGGGUGUCCGUGCCAUCUCUUUCACAGCGGAUGACUUUAAACCUUUGGAAAUUAAUUCGUGCUCUGGAAAAUAAAUUGAACGAGCAAUCAGCAAAUGAUCUCGAUUACAUUGUAAAAAACAAUGAGUUACUGAGCGGAGUAACUUACCUCUUUCAUGUAACUGCGUACAAUGUAGAGGGGAUCACAAAAAAAGCUUUUAAAAUAAUUUAUGAAGACGAAGUUACAAACGCUAAGGACGUACAGAACACGCCUGAUAAGUUCUCUGUCAUAUUAUUGGGAGGACAAACAACUUAUUUUGACAUACAAUAUACUUUGGCAGCCGACGUCACUACUUGUACAGAAACAGAAGAUUAUUAUUUCUCGUGGUCUGUAUCCAGUAAGGCUGAUCACGUUGUAAAUGUGUCGCAUAUUAUAGGCUCCAAAUUGGAAAUACCCGCGUACACCUUAAAACCUGGACUAACAUAUGUAGCAAGCUGUGAAAUCAAAACUUACAGUUCAAAUAUUUUUAUCACAGACGUAGCUUUGACGUUCUCUGUUCUUCGUAGAAGACUCCAAGUUUAUUUAAAUAUAGACGAACUAAUCGUACCAGUCAAUGAAGCCUUUACGCUUGAAGCUUCUAUCAUUUAUGAUGAUUUAAAAGAUACUCCAAUAAAAUAUGAGUGGUGGUGCACCAGCAAUGAAAAAUCAUGUGACUUUUUUGAAAACAGGAGUGAAAGCAUUUAUAAUGUAUCACAGGGAAUCUCGGAAGAAGGCAUUUACGAUAUACAUUUAGCCGUCUUUGUCCUACAAGAAGUUGCGAAAACUAACGCUACAAUAAGAGCUAUAAAUGGCAUUUUACCAGUUUUGCAGGUCCAGUCAAUAAAUCGUUUUACAAACGAGAACCAAGAAGUGCAUCUAGUAGGUAAAGCAAGCAACUUGGCUCCCUCUUGCCAUCUAACGUGGUACUUCGCUACCGCAGAGUACUUGGCUAGUGAAUCAACUUACUCGGUCAAUGACUCAUUGAAUGGAUUCGUGCACGGACAUGCAAUAUCAGAAUCAUUAACUUUGAAUUCUAUUGAAGUGAAUUUCCUCUACGAAUAUAUCGAUUUCACAAACGAAACUUACACAAGACAAAUUGAAGCUAAAACGAAAGCAAACAACGGUAGAGCGCGUCUCGUUGCCGAAUGCAACUGCUCUUUAUCAUUUGACUGCAGAUCUCAUGGCGUUGUCUACGGGGACCUUCGUUUACACUUAAAUCAGAGCCCUGACAUUUAUAACUUUACGGUAUAUCCAGAAUCGGGGUUGGCGUUGCAAUCCUUGUUCCGAGUGAGCGCCUCCGCUUCGGACCCCGAUGGACCUCUGCGGUUCACAUUCUAUUACGUCAUCGACAACCGAACCAUUUCACUGGCCUCGCAUUUGGACCAUUCCGCAAUAGAAACACACCUGCCUUAUAUUGUUGGUGGAACAGACGUCUCGGUUGAGGUGUGCGACUCCCUCAACGCAUGUUCUAGGAGCAAAUUCAUAACCGUCAAAGUGUAUCCGAGCGAUGCUGACAUUGACAAGCUUGCUGACAAAGCUCGAGCCCACAUACGGCGCCGUGAAAUUACAGAUCUCACUCUAAUCUCUAUCUCAACCGUGUUGAGUCUCUCGAACAGUCAACGAUGGGAACAAUUAACGAUAUUUACGGCAAUAUUACACGAAACGUUGCCAGCAUUACGUACAAAUUGUUCGUUAUCAGAGCGCCGUUAUAGCGACUUUACGAGCCAACUCGCUGCCGCGGGCCUCGAUACAACACAACUUUUGGGCUAAAAAAUUUAAUAUA